Molecule: messenger RNA, 3081 nt
Organism: Alternaria arbusti
Lineage: Eukaryota; Fungi; Ascomycota; Dothideomycetes; Pleosporales; Pleosporaceae
Exons: 3
Coding region: 1-3081 (1026 amino acids)
Source: RefSeq, a predicted model, not a curated record
AUGUCUCUCAGUCCUGGCAAUAGUACCGGGGAUGGUAUGUCGGAUGUUCUUGCAGGGUAUCAGGGAUCUGAUUAUAAGAACGAGACCGACGCUUUGGUGCGAAUCGAGACGGCCAACGAGAGCAAUUAUGAGGAGCACACGGAUGCUUCAACAGAACAUGACAUGAAGCCGCUGCCUCUUGCCCUUCGAUCCAGAAGUAGCCAUGCACAAGGGUCGUCCGAUGAGCUGUCCUUCAAGUCUUGUACCGAUCUGCCGGAUGUCUCUUCAGAAUCGAUACCAUCCGAGCCAGGGAAAGAAGACAUCAAAGCGUCUUCCAUAUGCGCCAUUGACUUUGCGCCGCAGCGAGAUGCGGUAACGAAGGAAGCAGACACUCACUCUUUUGCGACUGGUGUGCACCCUUUCCGUGCUAGUUUCGCACCUCCGCCUCGACUCCAAACGUCCAACCUAGGAACGGUGAUCUUGAAUCAGGGCAGGACGAUUGUGGAGGCACCCUUGUCCAAGCCCCCUUCUGCUAUGCUUCGCAAACAGCCUCCUAUACCGCGUCGAGAAUCCAGCUUUUCUAUCGUAGCGAGCAAAUUGCGGACUAGCUCCAAGCAGAGCAUGAAGCAAGGCUCGAUAUCGGUAUCUGGCUCGUCAUCCACGCUGGGCACUACGCACCAGGGGCCAGCGGUACCGCCCCGAGAGUCAAGCACUUCCAAGGAGGCCCAACGUGUGCACGCCGCAGUCUCGUUUUUGAUGCGUCCACUACCGUUGCGCUUUGCCAGGUCUCGGAAGUAUACUGACCAAGAGGAGCUACCGAAGUCAGAUGAGACGGUCCCAUCUGCUUCCAGUUCGAGUCAAGACACGGACGGCGUUAUCAGUCUCAAUGAGAUGACCAGCUCACCGCCGCCCGCCAUGGAGGUAAAGAAGACGCCGCAAGCACCGUCGACCAGGCCAAAAGGUGUACCUGUUGCGAAGACGCGAGCUAUCAGCUUCGACACUCCGAAAGCUUGCAACCCAUCCAAGAUGCCCGGUAGUAGCCCGGCUCCUGUUGCGCAACCAAUCGACAGCCCGGUUCCUGCGAUUUUGGAGCCCUCCUCUGUGUACUCGAUCCAUGACACCUCCUCAGGCUCAUGUGUAGACUCCGCGGAUGGACUUCCGGUAGCCCAAGAGCCUGGCCAUCGUGACAGCCAGACUACGACACACCUCGAUUGGAAUGGAUAUAGGCCUUCCUCCCACGGUGGUGGCCUCCAGCAGGUGUCGCUACGCCCUCUGAGCGGUGUUGGAAAUCUAUUGAAUUCUUUGGGAUCGGGUCCUUUGUCCAACAUCCAAGAGAAUACUACGACCGACCUCAGAUUAUCCGGAUAUAGGUAUCCUGGCCCUACGCGUUAUCUGCCUGACCUGAAGGAGGAGUCGCAUGAAGACUCGAGCCUCAACACGAGUGCCAGCAACCUGAAGAGCUCGAGUUACCGCUUUCCGUUCGGCGCGCCGUCGGGGGUCAGGGCUUCGGGAGAGGAACCGAUCAACUUCUCGGGAAGGUCGUCUAUAGCGUCGCAUCGUCGGAGUGCUGUUGGUAGCAACGUGGGCAGCGCGCUCGGACAGGCACACGGUUUGCCUUCGAUGCGGUUUAGUCGGAUGAAUCUGUUCGAUGGUUUGACCGAGGACCUUGGCCUUCGCUACUCAAGGUCAAUGGAAGAGGUGCCCAAUGCGUCGCAGAGGGUGAGCAGAGGUAGUCCGCGGCCUGCAUCAGCGGGUGAUGUCACGGACCUGCGCCUUUCUCUCGCCGAAUUGAAUGAAGCGGAGCGCUCGGGGUUGUCAAUGCAGCCUACCGCCAUGAUCAACUUGUUCGCGAUGCACCGUGCUCGUUCACCGGAGCUCAUGGCAGAGAUUGAGCGGCUGACCAUACCUUCUGUCGGGGGGCUUACCCAGCGCCUCUCAGAGAUCUUCCCGUCGUUGAGGGAAUACUACAAGUGCGGUGAGCCAGCCGAGUUUCCGAUUGAGGAGGAGAUGGAGAAGCACGCAUUGGAGGAGAUCCACGAGAUCCAUCCGACGCAGAAGCGCUCGUCUGCUCGACUUCGCCCCAUGCGUGGCGUCUCGCACAUGGUUGUUAUCGAAGACGAUCUGUAUGACGAGAUCACAAGCAAAGAGAGGGGAUGUGGCAGUCCAGGCAGUCCAGGCCGUCCUGACGAUGGAGUCGGUGUAAACGGCGCUAGCGAGGCAGACUCAAAUACAGGCAGGCCCUCCAAGGACGACGACGCACCGAGCACACCAACAUACGACAAGACGACUCCGCUCCCAGAGCUGCGAGUCCCAUCACCAGCUGUUCUCCGUCCGCGCUCUCACACCGUCGGCCCUCAAGAGCUUCGCAUCUCAGGGGAGUCCGCUCUUUCCACAGCCACAGCUUCCCCGUUCGGAUCACCGGCCGAUAGCACCGCACACGCGCGUCAUCACCGCUUCAGCACCUUUGGCCGCAACAGCGACCAGCCACACGCAGUCGGUGAACGCUACCCCACCUCUGCCCUGUCACCUCCUACAGCUAUCUUCCGCGACCACCUGUCAGCCUCUGACACUUCUGACGACGAGCACUACGACACCACACGCAAGACUAGGCUCUCGCUCCGUAAGCGCUUUUCGUCAACUCGCAAAGCUACGCUUGACAGCCAAUCAAACACUCGAGCUGGUCGAAGCAAGACCAACGCACAAGACCUCGCCUCGCCCGAGUCGACCAAGCAGUCAACAACCUCAUUCCUCCAAGAUCGUGCCGGUGAAGCUCAAGCUUUCACGUCAUCCACCACCGCCAACCGCCAUACCUUCCGUGACGCGGAGGGCAUGAGAGCAGUUGACUACCGCAAACACCGCAUCAUCGACUGCCUCAAGACCUGGUGGCACAAGGGCUCGCACCUGAUCCCCAUCAUGUCUGACACCCCUCCUCAACCCCUCUUCGCCCUCGGACCGAACAACACUAUCCGCUAUAUCGAGCGUCGCGUGUUCCCCUCGGUCCCUCCUGCAAACCCCCCUACCUCACCCCCUGCCCCCACCAACACGCCUGUCAACACCAACGGCAAUGGCAACACCAACGGCAACGGCAAUGGCACCGGUUAA